AUGGAGGCCCACACCUUUCAGUUUGGGCGGAAUCAUGGAAGACCUGCCAGUGGGGUUGGAUUGGAUUAUGUCUACUUUGAGAAUUCCUCCAGCAACCCCUACCUAAUCAGAAGAAUAGAAGAACUUAACAAGACUGCAAGUGGAAACGUGGAAGCAAAAGUAGUGUGCUUUUACAGACGACGUGAUAUUUCCAACACGCUUAUAAUGCUUGCGGAUAAGCAUGCUAAAGAAAUUGAGGAAGAGUCUGAAACGACAGUUGAGGCUGACUUGACUGAUAAACAGAAACAUCAACUGAAACACAGGGAACUCUUUUUGUCCCGCCAGUACGAAUCCCUGCCUGCAACACAUAUCAGGGGAAAAUGCAGUGUUGCCCUACUGAAUGAGACAGAAUCGGUACUUUCGUACCUUGAUAAAGAGGAUGCCUUCUUCUACUCACUGGUGUAUGACCCUUCCAUGAAAACGUUAUUAGCUGACAAAGGGGAAAUCAGAGUGGGCCCCAGAUACCAAGCCGACAUUCCAGAAAUGCUCCUAGAAGGAGACUCAGAUGAGAGGGAACAAUCAAAAUUGGAAGUUAAAGUUUGGGAUCCCAAUAGUCCACUUACGGAUCGACAGAUUGACCAGUUUUUAGUUGUAGCUCGUGCUGUUGGGACAUUUGCUCGAGCCCUGGAUUGCAGCAGUUCCGUGAGACAGCCCAGCUUGCACAUGAGCGCCGCCGCAGCUUCCCGAGACAUCACCUUGUUUCACGCUAUGGAUACAUUGUACAGACACGGCUAUGAUUUGAGCAGUGCAAUCAGUGUCUUGGUACCUCUUGGAGGACCUGUUUUAUGCAGAGAUGAAAUGGAAGAAUGGUCAGCCUCCGAAGCGAGCUUAUUUGAAGAAGCACUGGAAAAAUACGGCAAAGACUUUAAUGACAUACGUCAGGACUUUCUCCCAUGGAAGUCCUUGACUAGCAUCAUUGAAUACUAUUACAUGUGGAAGACUACUGACAGAUACGUGCAGCAGAAACGCCUAAAAGCAGCAGAAGCAGAGAGCAAGCUGAAACAGGUCUACAUCCCAACUUACAGCAAACCAAAUCCCAACCAAAUGUCCACCAGCAAUGGCAAGCCUGGCACUGUGAAUGGAGCUGUGGGGACCACGUUCCAGCCCCAGAAUCCCCUCUUAGGGCGAGCCUGUGAGAGCUGCUAUGCUACACAGUCUCACCAGUGGUACUCCUGGGGUCCACCCAAUAUGCAGUGUAGAUUGUGUGCAACUUGUUGGCUGUAUUGGAAAAAAUAUGGAGGUCUGAAAAUGCCUACCCAGUCAGAAGAAGAGAAGUUAUCGCCCAGCCCUACUGCAGAGGACCCCCGUGUUAGAAGUCACCUUUCCCGGCAGGCCAUGCAGGGGAUGCCAGUCCGGAACACAGGGAGUCCAAAGUCUGCAGUGAAGACCCGCCAAGCUUUCUUCCUUCAUACUACGUAUUUCACAAAAUUUGCUCGUCAGGUCUGCAAAAAUACCCUUCGGUUGCGGCAGGCAGCAAGACGGCCAUUUGUUGCUAUUAAUUAUGCUGCCAUUAGGGCAGAAUAUGCAGACAGACAUGCCGAACUAUCUGGAAGCCCACUGAAAAGCAAAAGCACUAGGAAGCCUUUGGCAUGUAUCAUUGGGUAUUUAGAGAUCCAUCCUGCAAAGAAACCUAAUGUACUUCGAUCUACACCAAGUCUGCAAACUCCAGCUACCAAGAGGAUGCUAACCACUCCGAAUCACACAUCUCUGAGCAUCCUGGGGAAAAGAAAUUACAGUCAUCACAAUGGCCUGGAUGGGCCGGAGCGAUGGCUCAGCAGGUAAAGGCACCAGCCACCAAGCCUGACGACCUGAGUUCAAGGAUCACAUGCUGGAAGGAGAGAACCAACUCCUGCAAGUGUCCUCUGACCCUCUACACGUGCACUGUGGUAUGCAUGUGCCUACACACACACACACACACACACACACACAUACACACACACACACACACACACA
This is a messenger RNA of Nannospalax galili (Upper Galilee mountains blind mole rat), 1992 nucleotides long. It is a transcript of the gene Mta3, whose product is annotated as metastasis associated 1 family member 3. Bases 1 to 1821 code for a protein of 606 amino acids. Gene Ontology annotation, molecular function: transcription corepressor activity; sequence-specific DNA binding; transcription coactivator activity. Gene Ontology annotation, biological process: negative regulation of transcription by RNA polymerase II. NCBI's taxonomy places the organism in Eukaryota, Metazoa, Chordata, Mammalia, Rodentia, Spalacidae. The transcript is spliced from 18 exons. Gene Ontology annotation, cellular component: nucleoplasm; NuRD complex. The record is from RefSeq and is a predicted model, not a curated record.